Kalmanozyma brasiliensis GHG001 is the source of this 1248-nucleotide messenger RNA. RefSeq names its product ATPase, AAA-type, core. Gene Ontology annotation, molecular function: ATP hydrolysis activity; proteasome-activating activity; ATP binding. The coding region runs from base 1 to 1248 and encodes 415 amino acids. Lineage: Eukaryota; Fungi; Basidiomycota; Ustilaginomycetes; Ustilaginales. Gene Ontology annotation, cellular component: proteasome regulatory particle, base subcomplex. Gene Ontology annotation, biological process: proteasome-mediated ubiquitin-dependent protein catabolic process. The transcript has a single exon. The record is from RefSeq and is a predicted model, not a curated record.
AUGGAGGAGAUUGGCAUUUCUGCGCUGAAGCGCACCGAGCCCACGCUCGAGGACGCCGCCGCUGAAAAAGCUGCCAUUCAUCAGGAGAUGGCGGCGGAGGAAGACACAUAUCUGCGAUUCAAGAAGCUGCAACAGCACCUCGAGUUUCUCAACACCAUGGAAGAGUACGUCAAGGAUGAACAGCGCAACUUGAAACGCGAGCUCGUAAGAGCACAGGAGGAGGUCAAGCGGAUCCAGUCCGUACCUCUCGUCAUUGGCCAGUUCCUCGAGCCCAUCGACCAACACACCGGCAUCGUCGGCUCCACAACUGGGUCCAACUACGUCGUGCGCAUCCUCUCCACAAUCGAUCGCGAGCUGCUCAAGGCGAGCUCAAGUGUCGCGUUGCACCGCCACUCCAACGCUCUUGUCGACGUUUUGCCACCAGAGGCCGACUCUUCGAUCGCGAUGCUGGGACAGGACGAGAAGCCGACAGAGACCUACCAAGAUAUCGGUGGUAUGGACAUUCAGAAGCAGGAGAUCCGAGAAGCUGUCGAGUUGCCGCUGGUGCAGUUCGACUUGUACCGCCAGAUUGGUAUCGACCCACCGCGCGGUGUAUUGCUCUACGGUCCACCAGGGACGGGUAAGACGAUGUUGGUCAAAGCCGUCGCCAACGCCACCACCGCCAGCUUCAUCCGCGUUGUCGGCUCCGAGUUCGUGCAGAAGUACCUCGGUGAAGGACCAAGAAUGGUCCGCGAUGUUUUCCGACUGGCACGCGAGAACGCCCCCGCCAUCAUCUUCAUCGACGAGAUCGACGCCAUUGCCACGAAGCGUUUCGACGCGCAGACGGGUGCGGAUCGCGAGGUGCAACGUAUCCUGCUCGAGCUGCUCAACCAGAUGGACGGUUUCGACCAGGGUAGCAAUGUCAAGGUCAUCAUGGCCACCAACCGAGCCGAUACGCUCGACCCCGCGCUGCUCCGCCCAGGUCGUCUCGACCGAAAGAUCGAGUUCCCCACGCCAUCACGUCGAGAGAAGCGCCUCAUCUUCCAGACCAUCUGCGGCAAGAUGAACCUCAGCCCAGAGGUCGAUUUGGAAGACUACGUCGGACGACCCGACAAGCUGUCCAGCGCCGAGAUUGCAAGCAUCUGCCAGGCGGCAGGUUUGCAGGCGGUGCGAAAGAACAGAUACGUCAUCAUGCCAGAGGACUUUGAGGAGGCGUGGAAGCAGAUUGUCAAGAAGCCGGACGAUUCUAAGAUGGAGUUCUACCAGUAG